GUUCUAGCUACCCUAGGGAGAAAGAAAAAGAAAAAAAUUGGCUUUGGGAUUUCCCAGGAGUAGUAUUGUUGGGGGAGGUCGGUGCAUUUGGAGGAAAGGUGAGUAAAUAAUUGCAAAGGGGGGUGGGGUGGAUUUGUUGCUGCUUUUCAAAGAGCAGAAACAACGACUUGGAGGGAGGAUGCAAUCUGAAAUCUCAUUUCUUUGCAACCAUCAAGUUCAGCCCGGGAACAAGUGGUUUGCAAAAGGGCUGAUUUUCAGAGAAGAAAGCGACCAAUGAUUCCAGAACUGUCAGAUCUUCACAUCGCCUUCCCUAUAGGCGUUUGCCUUUAAAUGGCGGCGCUGACCUGCAGGAGUUAAGCCCGCAGGAGCUGCUGUUUAGCCGGCGUGGAGAUCGGCGCGGAUCACCUGCUGGGUUGCUGCGGAUUGAAAGGGGUGCAGCAGGGCAAGGCCCGGCGCUGCUGAAUAAACGGGCCCUUUCUCUCUGUGUGUAUACGUUGCUUGUUUGCUUUCCCCCUCCUUUUGUAGCCUGCAGAUCAGACAAGUGGGCAGGCACACAAUCCCAGGUCCAAGGCACUUGCAUAUUAACCUACAAAGCUCGGAGCAGCAGCGUGGGACCCAGAUCGGAGAGGGUGAGCCUGUUGUUGGACUCAGACUCCUGUCAAUAUGGCCAGUGCCAAGAAUGAUGGGAUUUGUAGUCCACCGGCAUCUGGGGUCGCCACAGGCCACCCAUCCCCCAAAGUGCCUUCUCCCUGACUAAUUUACCCGCUUGCUAAGAAAUGCUGGGGAUGCCACCCCCAAUGAUAAAACUAAAUAUGUGGUGACACGAGAAAUGGCGUUCUCAAUGCAGAGACUUGAGCAGCGACAAAUCUUUGUGGGUUUUUGGUGCCAGCUAAAAAUGUCUAUAUUUACCCAGGCCAUUUAUUAACAGACCCUGUGUUUGCUGCUACAUGGCAGCAAUUCGUUGUUGCUUCCCGCAUAAUAAUAAUAUUAAUAAUAAUAAUUUAUUUAUACCCUGCCCAUCUGGCUGGGUUUCCCACUCUGGGUGGCUUCCAACAAAAUAUUAAAAAUACAUUAAAACAUCAGUCAUUAAAAACUUCCGUAAACAGGGCUGCCAUCAGAUGUCUUCUAAAAGUCAGAUAGUUGUUUAUUUCCUUGACAUCUGGUGGGAGGGCGUUCCACCGGGCAGGCGCCACUACUGAGAAGGCCCUCUGCCUGGUUCCCUGUAACUUCACUUUUGGCAGUGAGGGAACCGCCAGAAGGGCUGAAUGAUGGGGGUGGAGACGCUCCUUCAACCCUGCAUCCAAACUGUCAUCACCCCAAAGCGCUAACUUCAUUUACAAUUUAUUUUUAUGAUGUUAAGUUGUUGUUGUUUUAAAAACUGAUAUUGUGUUCUGAUACCGAAACCUGCCACAAGACCUUAGGGUAAAGGGCAGGUAAUAAAUGAAUGAAUGAAUAAAUAAAUUACAUUAACAAAAUACAGUUAAAACCAGCAGUAAAACAGUAACAGCCAGCAUCAGUUUAGGUUCCAAUCGUGUGCCUGCUUACAGGGAGUAAAUCCCAUUGAAUUCAAUUUGGCCAUUAAUAGGUAGUAAGUUAUGUUUCUCACAGUCUGUGCUUGUUUUUUCCCCCCUCAGAGAGAAGCUUCACUGCAUAAGUAUGUUGUGUGACGUACCACUUGUUUAAAAACACAAAAUCCCCACUUCUAUGGAAAACGACCUCUUCUUUUGACCAAAUCGCAGAGCAGGGCUGUGAGAGCAGCAAAGAGGAAUCCUGAAGAUUCCAACAAGUUCUCGGGGAGAGGGUGUCUACAAGUCCAGAGCUCCACUCUUUUCUCUGAGAGGAAAUGGCAACCAAGAAAGGGUCUGCGCCGGCUGGCAGAUGCCAGGCCACACCAGCGCCUUCCAGUGUCAAAAUGGAGGAACGUGACCCAGCAGGCCCCAAACCAGCCGAGGGAGCAGAAAAAGCGGGGAAAUCUCCUCGUGUCCUUCAGGUUGGGACCAUCAGAGAGUUCCUUGACUGGGCCGCCCCGCUGCAAGUGAAACAGGAGCCCGAUGAGGGUUUGCCCGAAUGCUGGGAAGCCCAGUGGCAAGAGUUCCUCCGAGCCAUGCAGUCCUCUCACUUGGGAUGGGGCAACCCACCAGUGACAGAGGAAGCUGCGCCAUGGGGGGACAACAAGGCCUUCUUCGCCUCCUUCGAGCGGCUAGCUGGGACCUGCCACUUGCCUCGACGGGAGUGGCUGGCCCGCCUGCUGCCCGUCCUGAGCCGGGAGGCCAAAGAGGCCUACAGCAACCUCAGCCUGCAGGACCGAGGAGAGUACGGCAAAGUCAAGGCGGCCAUUUUGAAGGUGGACGCCAUCCGCAUGGAGACGCAGCGCCAGCGCUUCCGGCAGUUCCGCUACCACGAGGCCAAGGGUCCCCGGGAGGUGUGCGGCCAGCUCCGGGAGCUGUGCCGCAGUUGGCUGAAGCCGGAGAAGCACACCAAGGAGCAGAUCUUGGACCUCCUGGUUCUUGAGCAGUUCCUCACCCUCCUGCCCCAGGAAAUCCAGAGCUGGGUGAGGGAGCACGACCCGGAGACCUGCGCCCAAGCAGUGCCUCUGGCCGAGGCAUUCCUGCUGAGGCGGCGAGAGGCCGAAAGGAAGGAAAAACAGGUAACUUCUCUUAAUCUUGUUCCAGGUAGCUUGCGGCAGGAGCUUCCGUGGUCGCCUCGGAGCUCAACAUUUUACAAAAGCGCUGCACAGAGAUGGCUCUCAGAAACCAAAUUCCUUGAGCUUUGCAUAAUAUGUGUGUGGUUUCCUACCUGCACCACUUAUUUGUGUGCGGACAAAUGUAAUUUAAAACCACAUGAGUAUCUGCAAAUAUCAGGGAUUUCAUGUUUCUUGAACUGAUUUUAGAAUGAAUUGAUUUUAGAAUGCAUUUCAAUUAAAUGGUUGUGAUUUUAUGUAAACUGUGUUACUUUUAUUGUUGCUAGCCACUCUGAGCCCUGCUUCUGCUGGGGAGGGCGGGAUAUAAAUAAAAUUAUUAUUAUUAUUAUUAUUAUGAUUAUGAUUAUGAUUAUGAUUAUGAUUAUGAUUAUGAUUAUUAUUAUUAGCACAUGGGCACCUGCAGGAACAGGAUGCUGGACUAAAUGGGCCAUUGGCUUGAAUCACCAUGUUCUUACGACAUCUGUGUACUGGUUUGUGUAUUAAGUUAGGAAGUGCAAAUGAUGUAGGUUUGCAUUGAGAAGCAAGCCAAACUAAUUUCUUUCCCCCGUUCGUACGUUUAAAUUAACUGCUGUUGCAGGCACUGGAAGCCCCAGCUGUGAAUCGUCCCGAGGCAAAGCCAUCUCCCAUGGGUCCCGGACUGAAGCGGCUGUGCAGAGAGGUGAAGCAAGAGGAAGCCAGAGCACAGGGUAAGGAUUUGCUGCCUUCUAGGCGUCAGAGUUUAUUGCGUGUUUCUUAGGGCCUGGCUACUUCUGUCUUGGGAGUGUGAGCGGUUCGCGGUAGCUAUGAGAGUGGUGAUGCCACCUGGAUGCUCGACCACCCAAGCCCUUUCUUUCCAUGAAAGGACUGACAAGAAACAGCCACGGAUUUUGGCUGGGCCCAGGAAGGCCAAGGCUCCACCCCAUUGCUGAACUACAACUCCCAUCAGCCCUAGCAAGCAUGGUCAACAGUCAGGAUUAUGGGAGCAAUAGAACAACUGGAAGGCUCUAGGUUCCUCAUCUCUGGUAUAGGAGACGAGGCUUCCUUUGCAGUCCAAAUGAUACAGCUCAGACAGAGGUCUACUUCUUUGAAAACUAGACUAUAGUAAAGCAGUCUAGUUGGGAUUUGGGGUUGGAACAUGAUUGCUGGGCCUAUUCAUUCUGCCCUCUGAAAAACUGUCAGCUCAUGUGAAAAGGGUUUCUUUCUCUUCAGCAUCUUGGGAGACACAAGUAUAUAUCAUUUUUAUUAAGUCUCGAACAAUAUUUCAAAGCAUUUAUCAUCAUAUACAUUUUCUAAAAAACAUACAAAGUUUCUUCUUUACUUUCCUGGUGUUUGUUGUUUAUUCCUUUUUAUUAGCUGUUUUAUAACACAGAUAUUUUAAUUAUCUAAACCCUGCUAGCAUUGAAGCUUUUAUAUUUCAAACCCUGACCACAACUUCAUAUGUUGGUGAUAUUUUGAUAGGAGAUAUAUCAGUGGUCUCCAAUCCUCCUUAAACACUUCGUCAUUAUUCCCUCUUUGUUUGGCAGUUAAUUUCACCAUUUCAGCAUAGCCCAUCAGUUUCAUAAGCCUUUCCUCCUUAGUUGGUAAUCCUUCCUCUUUCCACCUCUGUGCAUACGAAGUUCUAGCUGACGUUGUCGCGUACAUAAACAAAUUAGCCGGUUUUUGGGGGAUCUCUGCCCCCAUAUUGGGAGACACAAGUUCAUUAGGAAACGUGAGGUCUCUUCUCCCGCCCCCCCUUUUCUUUUAGACAAAGGUAGCUCCAGCAGUGACUACGUGGAGAGGAGAGGAAACCGGAGCACAGAAAACGGACUGAAGACUCCUAGCAGAGCCCGCCCAGGGGAAAGGCACUUCCAGAGUCCCGAGGGCAGGAAAGGUUUCCACCAAAACCCGGCCCUCAUUAAACACCAGCGAGUCCACGCGGCAGAGAGUCCCCACCAGUGCCCGGAUUGCGGGAAGCACUUCACUCAGCGCUCCAGCCUCACCAUCCACCGGAGAAUCCACACGGGCGAGAAGCCGUACCCUUGCCCCCAGUGCGGGAAGUGCUUCCGCCAGAGCUCGAACCUUCUCAAACAUCAGAGAAUCCACUCGGGCGAGAAGCCGCACCAGUGCCCCGAGUGCGGGAAGUGCUUUGCUCAGCGCUCAAACCUUCUCAUCCACCAGAGAACCCACACCGGUGAGAUGCCCUACGUGUGCUCCGAAUGCGGGGCCUGCUUCAGCCAGCACCGAGGCCUGGUCACCCACCAGAGGAUCCACAUGGAAGAGAUGCCGUAUGGCUACGGCUGUCCAGACUGCGGGAAGUGCUUCCAACAGAACUCGGACCUCACCAAACACCUGAGGGUCCACACGGGCGAGAAGCCCUACAGCUGCCCCGAGUGCGGGAAGAGCUUCAGCUACAGCUCGAACCUCAGCAAACACCAGAGGAUCCACACGGGCGAGAAGCCCUACCUGUGCAACGUCUGUGGGAAAAGCUUCAGCCACUUGUCGACCCGGAACACGCACCAGAGAGUCCACACCGGGGAGAGGCCGUACGGAUGCACCGAGUGUGGGAAAAGGUUCAUUUCCAGCUCAAAGCUCACGAGACACAUGAGAACGCACUCGAUAUACACCCCUUACAUCUGCAACGAGUGUGGGAGGAGCUUCAGCACUCACUCUUCCCUUACCACACAUCAGAGAAUCCACUCUGCUGAGAGCUACAGCGUGGGGAAUUCUUGGGAGGCUGCUGAGCAGGGGCCCAGCAACCUCUCUGGCCGGGUAUCACUUCUGUGACUGGUGCCUCUUGCCCUGUCCCUUUAUGAUUUAGCCUUUCCUGGUCACACAGGUCCAUCUCAGCACUCGUAGAAAGGGUGCUAGUCCCUAAGGUGUUUGGAAUCGGGAGGGCCUGCGCAAUGCAGGCGGGAAGCGAGGAUAGAGGAGGGUCUAGGAUUAGUACUGGUGGUUUUUUGGAAAAUAGAAGUAGGCUGAGAAUAGGAUAGUAAGGGGGAAUGGAAGCGAGAUUUCAGGCUUAUAUCGGCGGUUAGUUUUAGAAGCGGUGUGAUGGCUAGUGCAGAACAGAGGAGCAAAGAAGCUUGUCAUAGGCUGCUUCCCCAUGAACACAAAUGGGUCUCCUUUUAGCGAAACGUGCCCCUAGCUGCGGUUUAGCAAUGCAAUAGCUAGAUAGAAACUCCAGCUGCAGGGGCAGUAUAUCUUCGAACCAUCUGCCUGGCACAAGGCAACAGGAUAAAACUGUUUGAUUCCUACCAUGUUUGUUAGCUUAAAGUAGCUAGAUCAGUCCAUGACUCCCACCCCCACAGCUUGAUGCUCUCCAGCUGCUUUGACAACUCCCAUCCUCCCAAUGCUCGCAGGGGCUGAUGGGAGUUGUAGUCCAAAACAGCUGGAGAGCCCCAAGUUGGGAAAGGCUGAUCUAGGUGCUCUUAUUUGGGGAGUGGAAUCCUGGAUUAAGAUGGGCAGCAAAGUGGUUCAGAUCUUUUGAGAGGAGAGUGUUGCUUAACCCACAAAUCGUCUUUAAAAUAAAAAUAAAAUCGCAACUACUCAACAACAAAUUCUCUGGGUGGCUCACAAAACAAGACAGUAAGUUAAAAAGUUAAAACAAUAAGCAAUAAAAGGUGGGAGAAGGGGGGGAAUACCUCUUUCCUGGCAGGAAAAGAAGCAUAAACAAUCCACAGCCCGGAUUCAGCUACCCUAAGCUACAGCAGCCCACCUUAGAGAGUUGUUUGUAAGGAUUCUCGGAAUGCAGGUCACUUUGAACAUUCUAAAGUGCUCCAUCCUUCUGUGUCCUCCAUCGAGGAAACGGGCGUUAUAGUGGAGUUUGAGGACCAUGAAAACACUCUAGGCAGGGGAGAGAGGCAGGGCCAGGAGGGUUGUGGCCUGGGAAGACGGGGUGCAAUUUAUAGAGAGUCCAAGGGUUCCCCGUGGUUCCCCCUGCCUGACCAAGAAACAAAAAGCACUCAUUUUUUGUUAUUAAGCGGCGGCCAGACGAGUUCACAAAGGGUAGGUCCAUUAGUGGCAAUUCGUCUUCAUAGCUUUAUGAAGCUUCUGGGUUCAGGCGUAGUGUAGGACUGGUUUCCUGGUGGGUGGGAGGAGCCAUCAGGGGGUGGCCUUUGCUUCAUAUCCCACCCGUGGGGCCCACCCAGAGGCAGCUGGUUGGCUUCAUUGCAGAGAAAAUUUCUGGGCUUGAUGGGCUUUUGUUCUGAUCCAGCAGGGCUUCUUUAGGAUGGGAUUGAGAAAGUUAAGGUUGAUUCUCCAUGGCUGGGGGCGCAGGGGGAAUUGGGCAGGUUCAGGCCACACCGUAGAACUGACCCCACCAUCCUCCUUUGUAAGUAACUCACUGCCAUCUGUCCCUUUGGGGCAAAAUCCAUCACUUGAGAACAUUAGAGCUAAAUUUGCCCUCCCUUCCACUGGCAGCAGGGAGCGGCCUGCAGGGGGCGCUUUGGUGUGUCCAUUGACCCAUUGCCUGUAGCCUAUUGUAUGAAUCAGAGCAGUUGCUUGGCUCACUUUCACCUCUGGCCUCACCCGCCCCUGGCCCCUGGCAGGUGCCCCGCAAGGCAAUGUGGCCCUUGAGCUAAAAGAAGCGCCCUGCUCUAUAUUGAUACCGCCCACAACAUUCCAGAAAUUGCACUCGUAAAUAGUCAACCAUGGAGGUGUCUGUGUGUGCGUACCUCAAACCUGAGAAGAAGGGGAGGGGAAAUGGUUAGAGAUUCUUGGGAACCUCCUACGUGGCAUUGCGGAGGCCCACUCAACUUUCCACAUGCUGCCGCUGGAACGUUACUGCUGUUACGAGGGAUAUAUGGCCUAAGCAUUGCUACACAUGUGGAAAGCGAGUGGGAAUCCUGGUUUGAAGGGCAGGUCCGCUCUGCACAUUUUUGUCAUGUUCAGUCCACAUUCAAAGCACGUGGCUCCCCCCCAAAGCAUCCUGGGAGGUUUAGUUUCCCAUUCACGGCUGCCACACUCAGUCGAGGUGGUGGAGAGAGCCCUCUUGGCUUUUCAGAACCUGUGUCUUCCCAGGCUGGCAAGAUCACUCCAGCCGUGAGCUGGUUUUGCUUCCAAAGAUUGAUCUGUGAUGAGGCACCAGGUGUCACAGAAUUGUGGAGCUGGAAGGGACCACUAGGGUCAUCUAGUCCAACCCCCAGCAAUGCUGGAAUCUUUUGCCCAACGUUGGGCUCGAACCCUUGACCCCGAGAUUAAGAGUCUUUGGCUCUAAUGACUGAGCUAUCCCUGACCCUGCUGCACAGACCUUUGGGACAAAGGACUUUACAGGCAGCACCUGAGCCCACUUUCCUGUUUGGCAUCCCGAUGGAUUGUUGGAGAGGUGCAAUAGCCUAGCUUGGGAAACCAGCAGACCAGCUCAUAUUCGGGACCAUGGACUCAGUGAGACACCAUCAGAGGUGAAAAUGCCACAUGGUCACAGGGUGCUUGUGGUGGGUUUCAUUUCUCACAAGCUGUCAGAGGGUGGCCACAGCUGGAAUGAGCGUGAAGAAGGCAGGAGGACUGAGCUGGCUGUUUCUCCUUCAUGGAGCUGCAAUUGCCAGGACCCCUAACAAACCUCAGUUCUUGAGAUUCUUUGGCAGGGGGACAUCAUGUGCUUUAAAUGUGCGAUGGGUGUGCUUUAAGCUCAUGGUGCGGAUUUGCUCCAAGACAGGGGUCAGCAAACUUUUUCAACAGGGGGCCGGCCCAGUGUCCCUCAGACCUUGAGGGGGGGGGGCGGACUAUAUUUUGAAGGGGGGAAAAAUGAACGAAUCUUAUGCCCCACAAAUAACCCAGAGAUGCAUUUUAAAUAAAAGGACACAUUCUACUCAUGUAAAAACAAACUGAUUCUCGGACCGUCUGUGGGCUGUAUUUAGAAGGCGAUUGGGCCAGAUCCAGGCCCCGGGCCUUAAUUUGCCUACCCAUGCUCUAAGAAGUUGACCUUGAAAGAUUGCUUCCCCCAAGGUGAGGUGGGAGAUUUGUAUUCUCCCGCAGCGCUGGUCUCCGUAGAGAGCACCCCUGGCUGAAGGCCGGGAUUGUGUAUACUUUUUGUGUGUGUUUUGAAAAUAAAAUAAAAACCGAGGCAUCCUGUACU
Messenger RNA from Podarcis lilfordi (Lilford's wall lizard), 8732 nucleotides. The record is from the annotation of a GenBank genome assembly. Lineage: Eukaryota; Metazoa; Chordata; Lepidosauria; Squamata; Lacertidae.